Molecule: messenger RNA, 5273 nt
Organism: Sorex araneus (European shrew)
Lineage: Eukaryota; Metazoa; Chordata; Mammalia; Eulipotyphla; Soricidae
Gene: NCKAP1
Product: NCK associated protein 1
Exons: 32
Coding region: 80-3484 (1134 amino acids)
Biological process (GO): cortical actin cytoskeleton organization; cell projection assembly; cell migration
Cellular component (GO): SCAR complex
Source: RefSeq, a predicted model, not a curated record
GGAGGAGGCGGAGGCCGCGGGCCCGGGUGCCAGGCGGCGGCGGCGGCGGCGGCGCGGGCCCCUCGGCGGCGCCGGCACCAUGUCGCGCUCCGUGCUGCAGCCGAGCCAGCAGAAGCUGGCCGAGAAGCUCACCAUCCUCAACGACCGCGGCGUCGGCAUGCUCACGCGGCUCUACAACAUCAAGAAGCAAGGACAAGUUUGGAAGGCAUGUGGAGACCCAAAGGCAAAACCGUCCUACCUGAUUGAUAAAAACUUGGAGUCGGCUGUGAAGUUCAUAGUCAGAAAGUUCCCUGCUGUAGAAACUCGCAACAACAAUCAACAGCUAGCUCAACUACAGAAAGAAAAAUCAGAGAUUCUGAAAAAUUUGGCAUUAUAUUACUUCACCUUUGUAGAUGUUAUGGAAUUCAAGGAUCAUGUUUGUGAAUUGCUGAAUACUAUUGAUGUCUGCCAAGUCUUCUUUGAUAUUACUGUAAACUUUGAUUUAACAAAGAACUACUUAGAUUUGAUCAUAACCUAUACAACACUAAUGAUCCUGCUGUCACGCAUUGAAGAAAGGAAGGCAAUCAUUGGAUUAUACAAUUACGCUCAUGAAAUGACCCAUGGAGCAAGUGACCGCGAAUAUCCACGCCUUGGUCAGAUGAUUGUGGAUUAUGAAAACCCUUUAAAAAAGAUGAUGGAAGAAUUUGUACCCCAUAGCAAGUCUCUUUCAGAUGCACUAAUUUCCCUUCAGAUGGUGUAUCCUCGAAGGAAUCUUUCAGCUGAUCAGUGGAGAAAUGCUCAACUGCUGAGUCUCAUCAGUGCGCCCAGUACAAUGCUGAAUCCUGCACAGUCUGACACUAUGCCUUGUGAAUAUCUCUCUUUGGAUGCAAUGGAAAAAUGGAUUAUCUUUGGCUUUAUUUUGUGCCAUGGAAUCCUAAAUACUGAUGCAACAGCACUGAAUCUUUGGAAGCUAGCUCUUCAAAGUAGCUCUUGCCUCUCUCUUUUCCGGGAUGAAGUUUUCCAUAUUCACAAAGCUGCAGAAGACUUAUUUGUGAACAUACGAGGCUAUAACAAGCGUAUUAAUGACAUAAGAGAAUGCAAGGAGGCAGCUGUGUCACAUGCUGGUUCAAUGCACAGAGAAAGACGCAAAUUUUUAAGGUCUGCACUGAAAGAAUUGGCCACUGUCCUCUCUGAUCAACCAGGUUUACUAGGUCCAAAGGCACUUUUUGUUUUUAUGGCAUUAUCCUUUGCCCGUGAUGAAAUUAUUUGGCUACUUCGUCAUGCAGAUAAUAUGCCAAAGAAGAGUGCAGAUGACUUUAUUGAUAAGCACAUUGCUGAAUUAAUAUUUUACAUGGAAGAGCUUAGAGCACAUGUAAGGAAAUAUGGACCUGUAAUGCAGAGGUAUUAUGUGCAAUACCUUUCUGGCUUCGAUGCUGUUGUUCUCAAUGAACUUGUGCAGAAUCUUUCUGUUUGUCCUGAAGACGAAUCAAUCAUUAUGUCCUCUUUUGUUAACACUAUGACCUCACUUAGUGUCAAACAAGUUGAAGAUGGGGAAGUAUUUGACUUCAGAGGAAUGAGACUAGAUUGGUUUAGAUUACAGGCCUACACUAGUGUCUCCAAGGCUUCACUUAGCCUUGCAGAUCACAGAGAGCUUGGAAAGAUGAUGAAUACAAUCAUUUUUCAUACAAAAAUGGUAGAUUCCUUGGUGGAAAUGUUGGUGGAAACAUCAGAUCUCUCCAUAUUUUGUUUUUAUAGUCGUGCUUUUGAGAAGAUGUUUCAGCAGUGUUUGGAGUUACCCUCUCAGUCAAGAUACUCAAUUGCAUUUCCACUACUUUGCACUCACUUUAUGAGUUGCACUCAUGAACUCUGUCCAGAAGAGCGACAUCAUAUUGGAGAUCGCAGUCUUUCCUUAUGUAAUAUGUUCCUGGAUGAAAUGGCCAAGCAAGCUCGAAAUCUCAUCACUGAUAUUUGCACAGAGCAAUGUACUCUUAGUGACCAGUUGCUACCCAAGCAUUGUGCCAAAACCAUCAGUCAGGCAGUGAAUAAGAAGUCAAAAAAACAAACUGGUAAGAAAGGUGAACCUGAAAGAGAAAAGCCAGGAGUUGAGAGCAUGAGGAAGAACAGGCUGGUAGUGACCAACCUUGAUAAAUUGCACACUGCACUUUCUGAGUUAUGUUUCUCUAUAAAUUAUGUACCAAACAUGGUGGUUUGGGAACAUACCUUUACACCACGAGAAUAUUUGACUUCUCAUCUGGAAAUCCGCUUUACUAAGUCAAUUGUUGGAAUGACUAUGUAUAAUCAAGCUACACAGGAAAUUGCAAAACCAUCAGAGCUUCUAACAAGUGUAAGAGCAUACAUGACUGUACUUCAGUCAAUAGAAAACUAUGUGCAAAUUGAUAUUACAAGAGUAUUUAAUAAUGUUCUUCUUCAACAAACACAACAUUUAGACAGUCAUGGAGAGCCAACCAUUACAAGUCUGUACACAAAUUGGUAUUUGGAAACUUUGUUAAGACAAGUCAGCAAUGGCCACAUAGCUUAUUUUCCUGCAAUGAAAGCAUUUGUCAACUUACCUACAGAAAAUGAGUUGACAUUUAAUGCAGAGGAAUAUUCUGACAUAUCAGAAAUGAGGUCCUUAUCAGAACUGCUGGGCCCUUAUGGUAUGAAGUUCCUCAGUGAGAGCCUUAUGUGGCAUAUUUCAUCACAAGUUGCUGAACUUAAGAAACUUGUGGUGGAGAAUGUCGAUGUGCUAACACAAAUGAGGACCAGCUUUGACAAACCAGACCAGAUGGCUGCACUCUUUAAAAGAUUAUCAUCUGUUGACAGUGUUUUGAAGAGGAUGACAAUAAUUGGUGUAAUUUUAUCCUUCCGAUCAUUGGCACAAGAAGCACUUAGAGAUGUAUUAUCCUACCACAUUCCUUUUCUUGUAAGUUCAAUUGAAGAUUUCAAGGAUCACAUUCCAAGAGAAACUGAUAUGAAGGUUGCCAUGAAUGUGUAUGAGUUAUCAUCAGCUGCUGGAUUACCUUGUGAGAUUGAUCCUGCUUUGGUGGUCGCUCUCUCCUCACAAAAAUCAGAAAACAUAAGCCCUGAAGAGGAAUAUAAAAUUGCCUGCCUUCUCAUGGUCUUUGUGGCGGUGUCUUUGCCAACACUGGCCAGUAAUGUGAUGUCUCAGUAUAGUCCUGCAAUAGAAGGUCAUUGCAAUAACAUACAUUGCUUGGCCAAAGCUAUCAACCAGAUUGCUGCAGCUUUGUUCACAAUUCACAAAGGAAGCAUUGAAGACCGUCUUAAGGAAUUUCUGGCGCUUGCAUCUUCCAGUCUACUGAAAAUUGGCCAGGAGACAGAUAAAACAACAACAAGAAAUAGAGAAUCUGUCUAUUUACUGCUAGAUAUGAUUGUGCAGGAAUCACCAUUCCUAACAAUGGAUCUUUUGGAAUCUUGUUUUCCGUAUGUCUUGCUGAGAAAUGCAUACCAUGCUGUCUACAAGCAAAGUGUUACGUCUUCUGCAUAAAAUACCUACUUAAUGAAGACAAGCACGUAUUUUCUGUUGCCUCGGUUUUACCUAUAAACAGUGGCACUAUUUUAUCUUAAGGCCUGAAGACUAGUUUUGUGGAUUACAGAUUUCUUUCUUAUGGUUGUGUUUUCUGAUCAUUUGUUUCUUAAUAUGGUUGUACUGCAGUAUACUUGGUUGAUUUACAUUGCACAUUUACUGUACUCAUUAAAAUUAUAAUUUUAGAGUAUCAUUUGAAAAACAUACAUUCUUUAUGUUUUUGAUAUUUGAUAAUGAAAAGAAACUUUUGCUUGUUUAUUUCUGAAAAAGAAUUGUAUUUAGUGAUUAUUUUAGAUAGUGAUAAUAUAGCAUCAUCUGUGUGUAAAUUAUUUCAUAUAGGGAAGACUCUGAUCUGUACCUACGGUUCUAAUGAAAACAAAAAAAUUGGAUGUGCAUUUCUGUGCUGUUAUGAAUACAUUUCUACUUUAUUUUGGAACAUUUGCCAAACUAAAUACUGUACCACUGUAUAACAUUAAAAAUGUUAAAGGACUGCUUAGCGCUAGAAGCAGAUUAUGUCCAGAAAUUCUAAAACAGCAGCAUAUGUUGUUGCUUGUAUAAAGCCUAGUGAUAAUUUUUAGACUAACUUCCAUGGUGCCCUGUUGGCAUUAGCACUACCAUUGCACCCUGCUGUAUAAUAAAUAAUCUUAGCAUUUACCAAUUGUUGAUACAAAUGUUAGUCCCUAACCACUUUUUAUAUGUUUUAAAUUUUUGAAAUUCAAGUGUACCUGCCAUAACAUAAAAUAAACACUAGACUAUCACAUUUUGAAUGAUUUCUUUAACUGAGAUCCUCAGAAUUUUAUUCAAUACUGUGUUUCUUUAACUGAGAUCCUCAGAAUUUUAUUCAAUACUGUGGCUUUUUUUUUGUUUGAAAUAAACUUUAAGACUAUCCUAAUAGAGCGCUUGAUCCUAAAUCUAUUACAAGAUCUGUUUAAAUAUUUCAAAAAGCAUUCCACCAAAAAAUAACAAACCAGAAAAUAAAAUCUUUCAACACUAAAAGUCUCAGAAACUAAAAAAAAUUGGUAUGCCAUCAGAUUGCUAACUGAUAUCCAUGAUUUUAAUGGGCAGUUACUUGAAAGAAUAAAAAAAGAAACUGAAGACAGCAGGGAAAAAGUGAAAAGUUGUUGCUAACUACUGUUUGAUUUGUUGAAGGAGGAAAAAGGCAUCAAGUACUAUUUAUUGCUGAUGGCUGACAUGGAGGACAAAACACUUCAUUUAAUUAAAAAACUAACCAGUUAUAUUGCUCUUUCAGCGUUGAUGUCUGCUUUUCUUCAUCCACUGCACUCCUCCCCUUAUUUUUCCGUGCUGUGGUUCAAAAUUAGGGCCUCAUAAAUGCAAGUGCUUUGCCUCUGAACCACAUCACGAGCUGAUAAAAGUAUUUAACAACUUGAUAUUUGAAUAUCAAACUGACCUAUAUUCAGGGACUUAACUGUGAAUACACGGGUAAUUUGUAUUAAGAAAGAAAAAGAACUGCCUAUGAAUUCAGUGAUGUUUUUCUUUGGCUAUAGACUGGAAUGAUGCAGAGAUAACGAGAUUAUCCUGAUCUUCUGUCUGUUUCUUUUGUUGGUUUUUUUGUGUGUGGAUUCUUCAGUCUGUACUUAAUGUAGAGAAUAGUUACUAUCUAUUGAAAAAUCUGGCAGGUGCCCUGAGAAUUUUUUUUUUUUAAGGAAGAAAAAAUUUAAUGGAAUAGUUUCAUACUUGAACUAGCCAGAUUAUACAGUGAAACUAAGAUUAAAUGUUAUUUUAAAUUGUU